GACGAUACGUACGUACUUGUCGACGAUCUCAUGCAGGAUCUGGCUGCUUUUGAUUCUGAUGAGCCAUAUCUCGCUGUCAUCGGACCAAACGACUUUGAAGAGGUGUAUGAGAAGGACAUAGUUACCGUUACAUACGAUGAGAACAAAAUUGAUAUUCAUGAUAGCAAUAUGACAGUGCAAAGCUGUUCGGAACGACUGCAUUCUAUGAUUGUUGUAUCGAGAGGAGCAAUGACAGCUUUAUGGGACAGCAUCCACUCUGGGCGAAAUGGGUGUGGAGUGGCAAGCUCCCCACAUUUGUGUUUGGACGACAUCGUCAUCUUGAAUCUCAAAGAAGACGCUCAUGAGAGAUCCAGACACAAUGGACGCUACAACGAUGGUUCACAGGUUUGUGCGUUCACAAAGAGACCUCAAGAAGCCAUUCGCGCUGAAGUGUGCGAAUAA
This is a messenger RNA of Cylicostephanus goldi, 441 nucleotides long. NCBI's taxonomy places the organism in Eukaryota, Metazoa, Nematoda, Chromadorea, Rhabditida, Strongylidae. The record is from the annotation of a GenBank genome assembly.